Plasmodium fragile is the source of this 3390-nucleotide messenger RNA. RefSeq lists its product as uncharacterized. The transcript has a single exon. The coding region runs from base 1 to 3390 and encodes 1129 amino acids. The record is from RefSeq and is a predicted model, not a curated record. Lineage: Eukaryota; Apicomplexa; Aconoidasida; Haemosporida; Plasmodiidae.
AUGAAGCGCGCAUCCCCGGUGAGCAGCGCCCUCAAGCGUGCCACCAACGCCAUCGUCCCGCCCACCCGCAGGAGGGGUAGAAGCGGGGGAAGCAUCGGGACGAGCAGACGCGGCAUAGAGGGACGCUACUUCUUCUCAACCAAACGGAUCUGCCACCCCACCGGGGGGAAAGCGGAUGUCCCCAAAUUUGCAACAUGUGACCCUCCCCCCUACAACCCACGAUGUCGGGAUACACUCUCCUCCCAUUGUGACCUCACAAAGAAAAAGAAAAAAUGGGACGCAACAAAGGACAAGGCAACCGAUUUAAAAAAAAGUAACGUAAUAAACCUCAUCAAUGGAGUUAAGCAGAUUGAGGAACGAAACAGCAGUGCAAUUGUGGAUCUGCUAGUCAGCAUAAUUCUACAAGUUCGAUACGAUGAGGGGAGUAUCACCAGAAUGAAGGAAAAACACACCAUCGGCUUCAUUUGGGCCAUGGCCAAAAUUGUUAAUCUUAUGGAGAAGAAAAAACUGAUGAGUGAACAGGUGGUCUUAAAUUGGAAGGCUCUCUUUAUCUACUUCGCACACAUGUAUAUGCGGCGUGCUAUGCAUUUGGGGGGGUCCCAAAGUAAUGACGUGGACGUGCGGCAGUAUGUCUCCUCCGUUCUUUCGCUCCGGAUGGGGGAAGCCGACUUGGUGAAAUUGUCCACCUCAGCGUUGUGCAAUGCGAGCGGGUUUGCCAAGUAUCUUUUCGAUUGGGGAAGGAAGAGGCACGGGGUGGGACAUCGUCCAGUAGGGGAACCCCCCCGAGUGGCGACGGAAACCACCUCCCCGAACGACCUCUUCCGAAUUUUCAACUCCUCUUCUAUUAACCAAAUGGUUACCUCUGUGCAGAGGUACACCCUGCAGAGAAUUGAACGCCACCCAUUGGACAUAAAAACAAUCCUGAACUUCCUCGAAAUGGCAAGCCGAAAUUGGGAAGGAAAAUUCAAAGACGCGAUAAUAGAAGUGCUGUUGAAAAAGAUCGAGGCCCCCCCAAAUGAGAUCCAUAAUUUUACCAUCUUCAAAUUGUGCCGGUUUUUAAAUCUGAAAGUGAAUUAUGGUCUUCAGAAGGGGACAAGGGAAGAGGCACACCUUGCGGUCAUCAUGGACUUGCUUUUGCGUGGACAGACUUACCCUGUUGGCCUUCCCCCCCAAGGGGGUGCUCCCCACGAAGGUGAUACCCGCGAAGGGGCUGCCUACCCAGGUGCUGCUUACGAACGGAGAGGCAACCCCCUCGCUGCUAACACAUUGGUUAAGAAGGAAAGGCCAGGCCCAUGUAGUACAUGGCUCGUUGACGCUAACGAACGAGAUUUGUCCUCCCUUGUGAGGGACUUCUCCAGAUUAGCAGUCCGGAAUAAUCAGCUGUACAGAUUGCUCGUUGAUUGUUUUCUCCUCAAAUUGGGUUGUGGACCUAAUCCCCACAGGAGUUACACAACGAAAGAAGAAAAACAGAAGAGGGAUAUUCAGCACACAGCCACAAGCAUGAAAAUAGCAACCACUGAGGAGGUGCGAAAUUGGGUGGACAUUUUGGUGGGGCUAGCUAAUGCCAACUACCACUACGAUCCCUUUGUCCAGUGUUUUAUUCAAAGGAUGGUCAUAAAAAAAGGAAACCUUUUCUUCACCCUAAAUAACAUGCCCAAUGUUGUUCUGUCCUUGAGAAGCUUACUCUCCCUGGGGUAUGACCAAAUGAAUACCCUGUCCCACUUUUUCGAUUUUGUAAACAGCAAUUUUAGGCAUGUGCAGAUGAAACAACUGAUCAUGGUUUUUUAUUCAACAUAUUGCUACAUUGUGCAGAGGUAUACCCUGGCGAGUGUGAAGUAUGUCGGGGCUGGAAAUAUGCUUUUCUGCGUGCCGGGAGGAAGCAUCGGUGGGAAACUUAGUGUUGCGACAGGUGCGGGGAGUGACCCACGUGGACCCCAAUUUUGCGCGUGGAAGGAGAUUCCCCUGACCGACGUGCCGCCCCAACGAACGUCACACACAUUGACCAGCAGCGAUGCGUGUGACUCCUCCCCACGUGAACAACUCGAAGCAGCCAAGACACACCUGUUCCAGCACCUGCACAAAUUGGAACGAGCCAUAUUGUACAGAAAGAACGAAAUCGACUCCAUGCAAGGGUUGGUUAAUUUUUUCUUCGCUCUCUCCAGCACCAUAAACACGUUAUCGGUUGAACUGUACGACUUUUUUUAUCAGUCCUUUUGGCGCAUACUAAAAGGGGGGGAGGUGAGAAAGAGUGGGAAAGCUGCAGAAGGGCCAAAUAAUGUAGAGGACAAGAUAAAGGUCCAAACUGUUGUUCAGAUUUGCCUGCUACACUACAAAAACAACGUGGUGAACAAGACCCUGCUUUUGUAUUUGCUCCCCAUUCUGGAGACCCUCCCGCACGUGGAUAUUCACUCUCUGUACCCCAUCACGUUUGUAUGUUGCCACUUCAAUAUAAUAACCAUGAGCUUUUUGAAGUUUGCCUUGCGAAUACUUCUGGGGGACAUGGGCAAGGGGGAAACUCAACAGGAAGCUUCCAAUUGUGCUAAUUGGGUUUAUGAAGCUAAUGGUGAUAAAUGUGCUGGCGCUAGACAUCACAUCGGAAACGACCAUUAUUCCCACUUUGGGGAAGAGUCAAAUAGGUCUAGCGGCUGUAUAGAAGACCCCCCUACUGGAAGAAGAAACACAGCAGAAAUGGAACACCUGUAUAGUAACCAUCAACAGGACACAGUCAACAAAGUCGCCAAGUGCGCGUGGUCCCUACUCUUAAGUAGCGCCUUCCUGGAGAGCUCCAUAACCACCUUUGCCAAAAUGUGCAUCUUGUUAAGGAGAACAUUUUCCAGCAAAGUAGAUUGGAGAGAGGAGGACUACAACAUGCUGAAUCAAAUGUUAGUGUGUUUAAAUAUGUAUUACAAGAAAAACAAAGAAAAUUUUCAUUUAAAGAAAGGACAACUUCGCAUCCCCACCUCUUUUUAUAUACCCUAUUGUGUAGUUAAAGAAACGGUGACAAGGAACAAAAUGUCUUUCCAACAAAAAGUACACAUGUCCAGUUUUCAGUACAAACUUUGUGAAUAUUUGAAGAAGAAAAAAAUUAUGUACAAGUCAGAAUAUUUCUUGAAGCGCGGAUUUGUGGUGGAUUUUUUGGUCCUCAAAAAAGGAGAACCACAUCUUGUGCUCGAGGUGGACGGGAUUUACCAUUACAACAUGUCAACCGAUGAGAACAACUACGAGAUUGAACAUAACGGCAUGCGCUUGUGCAAAAAUGGAAGGACACAGUUCCGCAAUAACGUGCUGCAAGUACUGUACGACUUGGAAUUUGUGUGCGUCCCCUGGUUUUUCUUUCUGCAGUCCAGGUCGUUCCAGCGCCUGGAGGGGUUGCUCUCUGGGAAGCCAUAG